Molecule: messenger RNA, 2993 nt
Organism: Odontomachus brunneus
Lineage: Eukaryota; Metazoa; Arthropoda; Insecta; Hymenoptera; Formicidae
Product: probable tyrosyl-DNA phosphodiesterase
Exons: 6
Coding region: 905-2395 (496 amino acids)
Biological process (GO): double-strand break repair; single strand break repair
Cellular component (GO): nucleus
Molecular function (GO): single-stranded DNA binding; 3'-tyrosyl-DNA phosphodiesterase activity; double-stranded DNA binding
Source: RefSeq, a predicted model, not a curated record
GUUAGUUCCAAUGUCUCCGCUACGAGCUGUCAUGUAUAUAUAAUGUGCUCGAUUUCUAUCAUUAUUUUUAUUUGUUAAAUGAUACAUUGAACGGUCAUAGAAUACAAAAGCAUUAAAAACAAAAUUGCAUUGUAUUAUGCAUUGUGCUAUUAUCUAGUUCUAGAUAGAUAGAUAAGACAUUUUUUUAUAGAUUAUUCACACAAGCGGCAAUAUUUUAUUUUCAGCAAUGGAUACUGCAGCAAACAGAUGCCCUUUUAUAGAGGAACGUUCUAGAAAGUAUUUGAUUUAUUUUAAUGAAAAAUUACAUUCUUUGAAGUUAUUGUUAAAUCAGUUGAGUAGAAUGAUAGAAAUAUUAGAGGUUUUUAACUUUACAUAUGAUAGUUGUCCUCAAUUACUGGACCAGUUAAAAGUAUUGCAAAUGAUUUCUAGAAAAGAAAGAGACAAAAAGAAAAUUUUAUUCUAGUAAUAACUCCAACAUUUAUUAAAUAAUAAAGAUUUGCAAGAGAAAAUAAACAAACAAAGAAAUUAUGGCACAAAAGAGACAAGACAAGCUUAAACAGUUGGAUAUAGAGGCUCAAGCUCUGUCCAGAGCUUUAAGUAAUGAAGAGCAUGAGGAUACUAAAAAUAUUCAAGUUAGUAAAAAUAGUCAGAGCUUUCAGUUAAGAGGGAUGAAUAUAACAAAUAUAAUUUUUAUGGACAAGAAAGAGAAAAAAGUUAAGUUUUAUAUACAGCUGAUUCUGUAUUAAAACACAAUAAAUGUGACAGAGAUAGAAGAUAGAUAAGCAUAAAAGAUAAGAUAGAGUAUAACAAUGUUACAAAGGGAAGCCAAUGAUUCAUUAUUAACUGUCAAAACAAUUCUGAAAGUAGUGAACAAAAUGAAAGUAUUAGUUAACGAACAUUCGUCAUGAACACAUCUGAAGCUCGCUGUUCUCAGAGUAACUCUACAACCAAAAAACAAAGUGAAAAGCCAAAAACCAGCAAAAGGGGAUGGGCAUACAUAAUUAAAAAUCAAUAUCAAGCUUAUGAUGAUGACAAAUACAGAGAAAUAAUACAAGACACAACUAUUGAAUUUUAUAGAGAAAACAAGUAUAAUAUUGUGAAACCAGGAAAAUUUGCAGUAAAACAUGACUUCUCAGCGCCUUACCAUUUAUUUUUCACAAGAGUGGACUCAUCAGAGGAAACUUACAAUCAACAAUACUCCAUAACUUUUCCUGAGAUUCUUGACAAAAGUCUUGGGGAGAUAGUCAACAGUCUUCAUCUGAAUUUCAAAGUAGACAUCACAUGGCUGUGUACACAAUACAUAUUGGCUGGCCAGCGUACUAACAUGAUGAUUCUGUAUGGUAAUAGAACAGAUGAGACAGAAUUGGGUGACAACAUCACUGCAAUACAAAUGAAGAAGCCAUCUAAUUUUGGAUGCCAUCAUACCAAGAUUAUUAUUCUGCAAUACAGUGAUGGUGGGAUUAGGGUAGUCGUUUCUACUGCCAAUUUGUUCUCUAAAGACUGGGAGGACAAGACACAAGGAUUAUGGAUUUCGCCUCAUUUAUCUCCGUUGCCGGAAUACGCGAAUCUUUGUGUGGGAGAGUCAAAAACGAAUUUUAAAAAGGACCUCUACAAGUAUUUGAGCAAAUACGAGAAUCCUGAUUUGCAUCAAUGGAUAGAGAUAGUGAAGAAGACGAACUUUUCUGACGUAAAUGUGUUUCUCAUCACAUCUGUUCCUGGGGAUUAUGAACAUGAUAAUGCCUGUUGGGGAUACAACAAAUUGUCGCAUAUUCUCUUCUAUCAUGCAACGUUGCCAGAGGACGCACAGAAGUGGCCUCUAAUUGCGCAAAGUUCCAGCAUAGGCAGUCUCGGUUCAAGUUACAAGAAGAGCUGGUUGUCGGAGGAGAUAGUUGAGUCUAUGUCAUACACGCAGGAAACCACGCAGGAUUCAGAGAACCCGGAAUUUAAGUUUAUUUAUCCGUCGUUAAAGAAUUACAAGCAAAGCUACGAUUAUGAAUACUAUAGGAGCUCCUGCCUAUGUUAUAGCAGGGAUAGGCAUGACAAACAGAAGUGGAUAGAAUCGUAUUUAUACCAGUGGAGGGCGGAGAGAACAGGACGGACCCGGGCGAUGCCUCAUAUUAAAUCCUACACGAGGGUCUCACCCGACCUGAAAAGCAUUCCCUGGUUUGUGCUGACCAGCGCGAAUCUCAGCAAAGCCGCGUGGGGAGGCCAGUACUACAACAAAUAUUCUAUAAAAAAUUACGAGGUCGGCGUUGUGUUCCUACCAAAGUUCAUUACCAAGACAACGACGUUUCCAAUCAAGGACGAAGAUAAUUCAGCCGUUCCGAUAUUUCCGAUUCCAUACGAUCUCCCACUGCACCGAUACAACGAGUGGGACACUCCUUAUAUCACAUGAGAGAGAUUUUGCUAUUAGCCUUCAGCGAACACAAUGAUCCAGUAUCAACUUUUGGAAGAUGUAUAUAAUUCAUAGAUAUCUAAAAGUAUACACCAAUUAUAGAUAAUUUGUAGUCGACCCAGUAUCACAUAAAGUAAACACAAAGUAAACAUAUAGUAUCAUCCAUAUUACAAUGUCAGCUCAAUCAUAUGGUAUAUUAUGUUACUGUUGCCUUAUAAUAUAACAAAGUAACAGUUAUGUAAUAUCCCGGGUAGGAAGGUGACGUCUAAAAAUGUCACCUUGCCACCUGGAAUACCAUAUGAUUGAGCUGACAUUGUAAUAUCGAUGAUACUUUGUGUUUACUGGGAAUAGUUAUGUAACUUUGCUUGUUUGUUGACGACCUGAAACUAGUGUAACUAUAUUGUGUAUAUAUAGUUGUUUAACCGAUGCAACCAGUGCUUUUCUAGUUUCGCGGAAUGAUAGAAUUGUUGUAUGUUAAAAAGUUUUUGAAAAAUUUGUAAAUAAUUUUAUUUUUUUAUAUUUAUACUACAUGUAUUAUAUUUUGUUAUAUUUUUAUACUACUGGGGAAUAAUAAACGUCAGCAUUUUUACAUUGAAAA